AUCAUGCAAUGCGCCCAGCCCAAGCUAUCGCGCAUGCGUGCCGAGCUCCGCCUGGCCAAGCAUCGCGCAUAUCGAGGAAGGGUCUUCGUUAGAAACAGUGUGUAAUAACGUUUAUUUUUUCUUCCUGCGUUUUGACAAGAAGUCGAUACCAUGUCAGGAGACGAGAUGAUAUUUGAUCCCACUAUGACUAAGAAGAAGAAGAAAAAGAAGAAGCCUUUCAUGCUGGAGGAAGAUGGUGGAGAGGGAGAUGAAGGUCCACAGCUAGAUUUGAAAGAGACAGAGGCUGACGUGGCGGAGGAGAAAGAGUUAGAUCUUGAUGAAGAUGAGGGGAGGAAGAAAGAAACAUCAGAUGAUCUGGAUGACUUAAACUUCUUUAACCAGAAGAAAAAGAAAAAGAAGUCGAAAAAAGAGAAGAUUUUUGAUGCCGAGCUUGAAGAAGGAAUGAAGGAGCUAAAGAUCGAAGCGGAGCCAUCAGAGACACAAGAGGAGGAUGACUUAAUGCUGCCCACGAGGAAGAAGAAAACAAGAAAAGUCAAAGAUUUUCAAGAGGACACAGACAGUCAAAGCAAAGAUGAUAGUGUCGAAGAUGAAGACAGUAAAAACAUCGAAGACAUAACAUUCAGCUCACAGACUGGCCCUGCCUGGGCAGGAUCGGAGAGAGAUUACACAUAUGAUGAGCUUUUGAAUAGAGUCUUUAACAUCAUGCGGGAAAAAAAUCCAGACAUGGUCGCAGGAGAGAAGAGAAAGUUUGUGAUGAAGCCUCCUCAGGUUGUCAGGGUCGGCACAAAGAAGACCUCCUUCGUAAACUUCACAGACAUCUGCAAACUUUUGCAUCGACAACCAAAACAUCUCUUGGCUUUUUUGCUGGCCGAGUUGGGCACAUGCGGGUCCAUAGAUGGAAACAAUCAGCUCGUCAUCAAAGGCAGAUUCCAGCAGAAACAGAUCGAGAAUGUCUUAAGAAGAUACAUCAAGGAGUAUGUGACGUGCCACACGUGUCGGUCUCCUGACACAAUCUUGCAGAAGGACACACGUCUGUAUUUCCUGCAGUGUGAGACGUGUCACUCCCGCUGCUCCGUCGCCAGCAUCAAGACCGGAUUCCAGGCCGUGACGGGCAAGAGAGCACAGCUGCGUGCCAAAGCCAACUAACGCCUGUCCCUCGCCCAUCACACACCAAACUCAACAAAUCCACUCAUCUGUUCAAGAAGUCUGAAUUUAGAACUUGAGUUCUCGGUCAUCUCAAAUGCAUCAUUUAAUUUCAGCUCCUCAGAGCUCUGAAAUCAGCUAUGCACAUGAAGCGAGUGCAGAUUUGUUCGGUCUGGCUGUGGAGCAGAGAGAGCGCAGAGCCUGGAGGAUUUUAUCAAUGAACUGGUGGUGAAAUUUAUUGUUGCUGUGUAUUACCUUUUGAAAAACAACUGAAAUAAAUUGCAUACCAGCUGGGCAAACACAUGCAGUGUAUGUCUCUGGAAAGACAUUGCUUUACAUUUAGAGUUUUAAUGUGAUCGAGAAAUGAGUGUUAAUUGGUCUGAAAUGUACUGUAUGAUUAUGAAUGAUUGUGAACAGACGCUAAUAUUUCCACUUCUUAUGUUUUUCUGUGUUUAGAAAAAAAAAGAAAAGAAUGUUGAUUGAAUAUCUUUUUUUAAGAAAAAUGCUGUAUCCAGUUUAUACUUUUCCCAUUCUUGAAACUAAUUGGUUUGCUCAUUUUCUAGAUUUUUUUUUUUAAUCGAGAAAAAUGAUCUUGUCUCAUAAAGUGUGGAUUAAAAAUGAAAUGAAAUGAAAUGGAAUUGUUGCAAAUUUAGUGAUAAUUAUUUGCUCCAUAUUAUACAAAUAUUUGGGAAAAAGUAAUUUAAAGGCUUUCAAAUCACUUUGUCAUCCAAAACAAGUGGAAUUGUUUUGAAUUAUCUUUGUGCUUCAUAAACCGCUAUUUGAAAAAAAAAAAAAAAAGUAAUUUCAAGCCCCUUUUCUUUUUUUUAA
Carassius gibelio (silver crucian carp) is the source of this 1971-nucleotide messenger RNA. Its product is annotated as eukaryotic translation initiation factor 2 subunit 2-like. Gene Ontology annotation, cellular component: eukaryotic translation initiation factor 2 complex. The coding region runs from base 151 to 1146 and encodes 331 amino acids. The record is from RefSeq and is a predicted model, not a curated record. Gene Ontology annotation, molecular function: translation initiation factor binding; translation initiation factor activity; mRNA binding. The transcript has 9 exons. Gene Ontology annotation, biological process: translational initiation; formation of cytoplasmic translation initiation complex; formation of translation preinitiation complex. Lineage: Eukaryota; Metazoa; Chordata; Actinopteri; Cypriniformes; Cyprinidae.